CGAGCGCCGGUUAGCUUAGCCAGCGGUUAGCUUAGCCAGCGGUUAGCUCAGCCAGCGGUUAGCUUAGCGCCGGUUAGCUUAGCGCCGGUUAGCUUAGCGCCGGUUAGCUUAGCGCCGGUUAGCUUAGCGCCGGUUAGCUUAGCCAGCGGUUCUUUCCCCAGUUUCAACAACCGCACGCUUUCUUAUAAAGGCAGCAGCUUUAAUCGUGCUAAAAUGAUAAACAUGGUUUGCCACACCUGCAGGAAACCGCAAAAGUGAAAAACACACCAAAGCUUUCUUCCAAAGGCAGCGCGUCGUGCUCGAAUGAGAACAGCGAAUCACAUUCACACUGCGCGCUCCUGUUUGAAUCGGAUUGAAAUGUAACAGUUUUAAAACGUUGCAACACGGUAAAUGCGCCGAUUCAUUCCAAAGGGAGAUCACACCGGGGCGUGGAGUCUCCCAGCCGGAUCCGGGGAAAUAUGAUUUUCAUCCGUGUUUAAAACACCAGCAACACAAGCCUGUCAUUACAAGAGAUACAACAAUUAAGGAGCAUCUCAGGAACAGAUGAAGAAGAGGAUCCAUCUGACUGAAGUGCAGCGCUGGCGGCUCAGUCUGCAGACAGACAGACAGACAGACAGACAGGCGGCGGGUGUAACCCGUGCCUCCUCUCCGCAAGCCCUGCUCACUCCAUCUCACUUCACUGUGACCUCGACUCCGACCUUGACCUCUGUGACCCCCAUGUGCCCCGUCCCCUCCCUCGCACCCCAUAGGACAGAUCCAUGGACCCCCCUCACACACACUCAGCAGGAAGUGAUGCGGCUCCACACGCACUGCUCACGUGUUCCAGUGAGGGAGGAGCUGGGGAGGAAGGUGGAGAAACUAAAGGAGGAGCUGAGAGAGAGAGACGGCAUCAUCAGCAGACAGUGUAUUGAUCAAGAGGACUUGGGUGCUGAACUUAAGCAGAGCAGACAGAAGCUUGCAGAGCUGCAGACAGAGUAUGUGUUGCAGCGUCAGCAGUGGGAGAGACAACUUCACAAUUCUAAAGAAGAAACACACAGAUUACAGAAAGACACACAGGAACAGGUGCAGCAGAUGUGUGAGCAUCAUGCAGCAGAGCUUUCAACUUUGACUCACACCAGCUCAGAGCUGCAGAACACACUCCACACUCUCACACAGGAAAUGACAUCACUCAGACACCAGGUGGAGGAAGUGACAUCAGAGAGAGAUGAGCUGAAGGAACAGCUGAGUGCUCUUAGAAGUGAGAAAGUGGAGCAGGCUGAGACUCUGCGCAAGUUACGCAGUUACAUUGGCGCACACACAGGAGAAGAGGAACAACACACUAUUGUAGAGAAGCUGCAGAAGGAGAAAGAAGCAUUGUCUUUAUCUGUGGAGCUGCUGAAUGUCCGAGUCAAAUCUGCUCAUGACAUCCUGAUACUACAGGAGAGAGAGCUGGGGGAGCAGUGUGAUCCUCUCCAUAAAUGUAAGUCAGUUCAGUUGUUGAGUUUGUGGAGAGAGAAGGUCUUCAUGCUGCUCAUACAGCUACGAUCGAAAGACUCGCAACUACACACUGAGAACACACGACUAUACCACACGGUCUCUGACCUGCAGCAAGAGGUUCAGAAGCUGCAGUCACACAUCGCUUUACUACAACACAACCUUCAGGACAAAACGGCACAACUACAGCUACACAACAUACACGCACAGGUGCUGGAGCAGCAGCUGUGUAGUUCUGUUGAAGAGAAUGAGAAACUGAAAAAAUAUAAAGAGAGCAGUGAGAAAUGUGCUGCACACAUUACUGAUACAGUACACAGGAUGAGUGUGUGUGUUGGGGAGUGGGCAAGUCAGUUUGAAGCUGCUCAGUGUCAUAUGAGUGCUUUGACACAGAGACUCAACUUUGCCAACGCACGUCUCCACACAGUGCACGGUUUGCUGAUGAGGAAAGAAGCUUUAUGGGAAGCACAACAGGCCACAAAACCUGCAGAACUUACAACUUCAGACAGCUGCAUUGAGAGACUGCAGUCACAGGUGGUACUUCUGACCUCAGAGAGAGAGACACUCGCCCAGGAACUGAAACGAACACCACAACUGAUCAGUAACGCAUUGAGAGACCUACAGCUACAGUGUAUAUACACACACACACACACACACAGUGGUGUUUGAGAGUUUGUGAACCCUUUAGAAUUUUCUAUAUUUCUGCAUAAAUAUGACCUAAAACAUCCUCAGAUUUUCACACAAGUCCUAAAAGUAGAUAAAGAGAACCCAGUUAAACAAAAGAGACAAAAAUAUUAUACUUGGUCAUUUAUUUAUUGAGGAGAAUGAUCCAAUAUUACCGGUACAUAUCUGUGAGUGGCAAAAGUAUGUGACCCUUUGCUUUCAGUAUCUGGUGUGACCCCCUUGUGCAGCAAUAACUGCAACUAAACGUUUGCGGUAACUGUUGA
Neoarius graeffei (lesser salmon catfish) is the source of this 2417-nucleotide messenger RNA. RefSeq names its product coiled-coil alpha-helical rod protein 1 (gene cchcr1). Gene Ontology annotation, cellular component: centriole. The record is from RefSeq and is a predicted model, not a curated record. Lineage: Eukaryota; Metazoa; Chordata; Actinopteri; Siluriformes; Ariidae. Bases 544 to 2139 code for a protein of 531 amino acids. Gene Ontology annotation, biological process: protein export from nucleus; cell differentiation. The transcript is spliced from 14 exons.